AGUGAUGUUUUACUGUAUGUACAGGAUUUUGAUCACAGUUACUUAGGUGAAGAAGUGAAAAAAUCAACAAAUAGUAUAUCUGCUUAUCAAAGUCAUUCAUUCCAUGCAGACAUUAAGUGCAAGGUUAUGAAGUUUUUUAUAUUGAAAUGUAUUUAGAAGAUAAAUUAAUACAAAUGUAUACACAGAAAAGAACACCAUGCACCUUGCACAUGUUUUUUUCCCAUCACAAGAGUGGCACACAUACACACCUGACCAAGAAUGUAUAUUAAAGCCUCAUCAUUCACUCUAAAUGCUGGCAGACCAGUGAUAAUCAUAUUAUCGGCCAAACCCCUUUAUGUGUCAAGGAGGGACCACACUAAUCUCAUUUAGUGAUGCUGUUACAUAACGUCUGAUCCUACACUGUACGUCAGAGAUCAGUCUCAUUGAGAUCACAAACAAUCAUGUCUCUGAGGUCUUCCAACCUGCUGUAUGAUUACAUCCAGCUGGCAAUGAGCUCUUCAAAAGAAUCAGUGAUGCAUAUGCUUGCCAGUUACUCAAUCCUCCCUUCUUUGUGGUUCUUGCCUUUUGUGCAUCAGGGGCAUUGUCUUGGACAGAGGGGAGGAUUAGGGUAGCUCUAAAUAAAGCUGGCAGAUUAGGAAACAUGAUACCAGCAUGUUUUGUUUCACUUUGUCAGAGUGUGAGCUACUGAAGACAGGAGAAAAUAUUCUGUGGAGACAGUAAGACAAUCUAGGACUGAAACUAAAGGAAAUCAAGGACAUUAGAUUGAGGAAACCACACAAAUGCUUAUGCAUGUAGUUAUUGAACGCUACUACAGUUAAAAUGAAUAGCUGUAUGUUGGUCAUACUUGACCUUAACAAAAACCUUAUGUCUACUACCUGUGGAAGAGGCACUCGUUAGUGAGGCACACAUUUUCCCUCAGACUUAUUUAGGACUCCAAAUCUUAAAAAAAUAUGGGCAUUUGUAUGUAUUCAUUGACUUCUAAUUCUAUAAAAAAGAAGAUGAGCUAUUCUUUGGUCUACUGCAAAAAGAUCACAGAGCCUUAAACAGCCACAAAAUGCCUACAAGGGAAAAUCACGUGUCUCCACAGGUGCAACGGUACAACCUUUACACUCUGACUGACAGCUCAGAAUGUGGGUCAGAAAAAGAAGAGGUAGACCUUUCCAAUCGCCUGACACCCCUGGAAAAGUUAACACUGGAGAUGUGCAAUAGUGAAAACAUAAUAAAGGAAAUAACCGUGGGCAGAAGGGUAGGCUUCUAUAAUGUCCGUGGUCAAAUAGGCUGUGGGAACUUUUCGAAAGUCAAACUGGCCUUCCACGCCCUCACCAAAGACAAAGUUGCCAUUAAGAUCCUGGAAAAGAUGAGGCUUGAUCCGCAGACACAGAGGAUGCUGUCCAAAGAGAUAUCUAUCAUGGAGAGCUUAUAUCACCCAAACCUAUUGCAACUCUAUGAGGUUGUGGAGACGCCAAGUCGGUUGUACCUGGUUCUGGAGCUCGCAGGAGGAGGAGACCUCCACACCAGAAUCAGCACUGGAGGAAAACUCUCUGACAGAGAGAGCAAGAUUGUAUUUGCCCAAAUUCUGUCAGCAGUCAAAUACAUGCAUGAAAACAACAUCAUUCAUCAUGAUUUGAAGGCUGAAAAUGUUCUCUAUACCACCAACGCCUGCAUAAAGGUGGCUGACUUUGGCUUCAGUACAAGGGUUAUUAAUCGCAACCAAGCCCUGGACACUUUUUGUGGUUCUCCUCCUUAUGCUGCUCCUGAGCUCUUUAAAGAUGAAUCUUACAUUGGGCCCCCUGUGGAUGUGUGGGCAAUGGGUGUCCUCCUCUUUUUCAUGGUGACUGGCACCUUGCCUUUCCGCGCUGAAACUGUAGCCAAGUUGCGGCACAGUGUGCUGGAGGGGGCCUAUGUCCUGCCAACCUGGGUAUCAGCUCCAUGUCAGCGGUUGAUUAGGGGGAUUCUGAAGCCAGACCCAUCAGAGCGAUGUGCAUUGGAUCAGAUGUUGGGCUGUGAGUGGUUGCUGCCAGUGGAACUCUUCUGCCCGCUUCCUUCCUUAUACCAGCUCAACCCUGUUUAUCUACUGGAGGCUGGCCCAGGGGAAUUAGAUAGAGAUGUUCAGGAGGUAAAAGCUCUCCUGGAGGAACUGGGAGUAACUCAGGAACAUAUUCUCAAUAACCAAGGAAAGAGGAUUCACAGUCCCAUUACAGGGAUUUACCGCAUAUUAUUGCAUAGAGUUAAAAAAAGCAGGGGAGCAGAGUGUCCCCCAAUGAUCAGUGGAGUUGUCAAAGAUCCUAAAAGAGAUAGUCUCCGUGCCUACAGGAACCUACGUCACUCCUCAAAACUGUGUGUCCUCUCUUAAUCACUUUUCUGUAUUUACGUUGCUGUAUUUCAGUUAUCAUGACUUGCAGUCAUUUUAUAUUGGCCAUGCAUUGUUGUCACUAGUCAGCAAUUAAAAUAAGAAAAAGUCCUUUUUUUAUUCCUAUGUCUUAUUGCAACAUUGUAAUAUACCUCUUUUCACAAUGUAUAACUAGAAACAUUCUUUUGACAAAAGUUAUUCUAGAACAUAGUCUGUGUUCUCAGUAACAAUAGAGUAUUCAAUGAGAAAAUGUGCUUAUUCAUAUUGUUUGACUUUCACCAUGCUUUUAAAAUAAAGGUGUACUUGA
Molecule: messenger RNA, 2657 nt
Organism: Myxocyprinus asiaticus (Chinese sucker)
Lineage: Eukaryota; Metazoa; Chordata; Actinopteri; Cypriniformes; Catostomidae
Product: serine/threonine-protein kinase NIM1-like
Exons: 4
Coding region: 1055-2353 (432 amino acids)
Biological process (GO): intracellular signal transduction; protein phosphorylation; microtubule cytoskeleton organization
Cellular component (GO): cytoplasm
Molecular function (GO): tau-protein kinase activity; ATP binding; protein serine/threonine kinase activity
Source: RefSeq, a predicted model, not a curated record